Molecule: messenger RNA, 904 nt
Organism: Andrographis paniculata
Lineage: Eukaryota; Viridiplantae; Streptophyta; Magnoliopsida; Lamiales; Acanthaceae
Product: RING-H2 finger protein ATL22-like
Exons: 2
Coding region: 61-741 (226 amino acids)
Source: RefSeq, a predicted model, not a curated record
AAAUGGAUCUUAAGCAAAACCCAAACCAUUCUUCCAUUCCUCUCUUCCAUAAAACACAAUAUGGCUAUGGCUAUGGCUAUCUUCCUCUCCACUCUUUCUAUAACCAUUCUUCUCCUCACACACACCUCCCACGCCUCCACUCUUUGCCCCGCUCUCCGACUCCCCGGCGCCGGCGCCGGAAAUUAUGACAUCCUCUGUAAAGACAACGUUACGAUGAUCCACUUCCCCGGCUACGGACACUUGGCCGUCAAAUCCAUCGACUACGCAGCCGCAACGCUCGACCUCAUCGACCCGCGCGGCUGCGUCCACGAAGUCUUCUUAAACCUCGACUUGUCCGCCACGCCUUUCCGAUAUUAUUACAUACUAAAAGACCACGUCUACGUUAAAUGCUCGGUCAUUCUCGACCCUCCUCUUCUCGAAGUUCCAUGCAUGAGCCGGUUCGAACAUCAUGUCUAUAUUCUCGAAUCCUCGCCCCACAACUUGCCGGCUUCUUGCAGCGUCGUAAGAUCCGUCGCUAUACCGUUUCCUUACAGCCCUUAUUUGUCGUCCCACGGCAGCUUCGGCCUCCGCCUGACGUGGCGGCGGCCGCCACGGUGGUGGAUUGUCGGAGAGGCUGAAGCUGCAGCCUUGAUCUUGAUCUUGAUCUUGAUGUUCUAUGUCGGAAUUUAUGAAAUUUUUUACAAGAAAACUAGAAGACAACAUGUGAAGAAUUUUGAUGCUGGAAAUUUGCUUGAAGAAUGAUCGAAGAUAGAAAAACUUUUUGUAAUAUUGUUAAUUUAUUACGAUGAAUUUUAUGUGUGUAAUAGUGUUAUCUGCACAGGGCAGAUCUGUAUAUUUAAAAUAAUUUUGUACAGUAAUAUAUUAUUCACUGAUAUUUGUCUCUUUCGGAAUAAUUUUGGUGAAA